Molecule: messenger RNA, 1490 nt
Organism: Diabrotica balteata
Lineage: Eukaryota; Metazoa; Arthropoda; Insecta; Coleoptera; Chrysomelidae
Source: the annotation of a GenBank genome assembly
AUGUUUUUAAAUUUCACAGUAGCCCACUUAAAAUGCCACCCAAAAACAAAUCUAGAAAUGCAUUUUACUACUUUAUGGAAGAUUUUAAACAAAGACAAGGAUUUACUUCUAAAUCCAUGAAGGAUGUAGCAGAAGCUGCAGGUCCCCAUUGGGCUAGGAUGUCUAAGGCAGAAAGAAGACCUUAUGAAGACAGGGCAAGCAGAGAGAAGGGAGGUUUGAGAUAUACUUGGGAUGGACAAUGCGUUGAAGAAAUAGAGAAGAGACAAAAAGCUGAAGAAAAUAAUAUUGCUAAAAUGAAAGAUGACAUCGACUGCACCUUGAAAUUUGCCAAAGAAAAUUGUCGCCUCCGAGAUGAAAUGUUCUUCUUAAUCCAUAUCAAUACUUUCUGUUACCAUGCCAGUGGUAAUCGGUAUUAUCCCGCUGAAAUUGCUAUUUCCUGCUUCAGUUUGGAAGAUGGCGUUUUACCUCAAAAUGUUUUUCAUAAAACUAUUAAGCCAGGUGGACUACCGCUGGGGUAUGCUAGUGAUGCAAAAAAGCAAUCUGAAGAUUCACAUCAACUUCCUAUCCCUUUAACUGGUGAAUAUGACGACAAUGUGGAAGAAGUUUAUACAGAAAUGAAAGAGUUUUUAUCCUCUAAAACAGGAAAUUCUAAAAAUUUUCCUCCCUUAUAUGCUAAGAAAGAUAUCGUGAAAAUGGUUCAACACGUGUUAGAUAGUUGGUGCACUGAUUUUGAUGAGCCGCCAUUAUUUAAAGUUUAUUAUUUACAGUAUAUGUUUCAAGUACUAAAAAACUCGGUAGCUAAUGACAAUGUAUGGCCCUUAUAUUCAAUGGCAGAGACGGAAGUUGAUAAGGAUCUUUAUUCCCAUACUGCUGGAAUAUGUUGUGACUUUCAUUCUGUUAGUGAAGCUUGUGAAUUCUGUAGCCGUUCUGUGGUUGUCAGACUUGCUUAUACAAUUUGUGAUAAUUGCUGUUCAUUUCUUAAUAUUCCUAUAGAGGCUGGAAGACAUGUACCUGAUCAAGCUUUUACAGCAUCCAGUUUGAGCUCAAGAGCUUCAUCAAAAGCUAGUUUGUAUUCAGCUUCUAGUAAAUCUUCUAAGAAGCAAUCAGUUCGAGAGGAUGAUAAAGAUACCGUUAUAUCGUUUUCUAGUGCCUCUCAAUGGGAGAACGAAUCUGUAAUGUCAGAUUCUUCUACAUCGACAUUCAAUAAUGGCUUUCCAGGUCUGAAAUCUAAAUGGACAUUAAGCAAUUCUCAACCUGUAGCAUCUGACUCAAUGAGCCAAGUGUCCGGUCCGAGCUAUGCAAGUGCUAUGGGAAAUAGAAAACCUAAUAGAGACUUUUCUAAUGCUGUGGGAAACAGAGGACCUCAAAGAGAGUUUCCUAAAAAUUCCGAUAAUGAUCACUCCAGUGAUUCGACUACCGAUUAUUUAAACAGUCAAUCAUUUCCGGCUCUUGGAAGAGGAAGAGGUUUAGGCAGAAAUCGAAGAAAUUGA